CUCUCGUCUUGUGGUGGUUCGUCUUCUUUCCCCUCCCCCGGCCUGUGAGGUUACCGCGGAGGAGCUGGAGAGUCAAAGUGGAGCUUAGACACUGGGAGCGACAUGGACAUCCUGAAAUCAGAGAUUCUGCGGAAGCGGCAGCUGGUGGAGGACAGGAACCUGCUGGUGGAAAAUAAAAAGUACUUCAAGCGGAGUGAACUUGCCAAAAAAGAAGAGGAAGCGUAUUUUGAAAGAUGUGGCUACAAGAUACAGCCAAAAGAGGAUGACCAGAAGCCACUAACAUCAUCAAAUCCAGUGCUGGAACUUGAACUAGCAGAGGAAAAGCUUCCUAUGACUCUUUCUAGGCAAGAGGUCAUCAGGAGACUGAGAGAAAGAGGAGAACCAAUUAGACUGUUUGGGGAAACGGAUUAUGAUGCUUUCCAACGUUUAAGAAAAAUAGAGAUUCUUACACCAGAAGUUAAUAAGGGCUUAAGGAAUGACCUGAAAGCAGCUUUGGACAAGAUUGACCAGCAGUACUUGAAUGAAAUUGUGGGUGGUCAGGAACCUGGAGAGGAGGACACUCAGAAUGACCUGAAAGUUCACGAGGAAAACACCACCAUUGAAGAAUUAGAGGCACUGGGGGAGUCCUUAGGGAAAGGUGACGACCAUAAGGACAUGGACAUCAUCACUAAGUUCCUGAAGUUUCUUCUUGGUGUUUGGGCUAAAGAAUUGAAUGCCAGAGAGGACUACGUGAAACGCAGUGUGCAGGGCAAACUGAACAGUGCUACCCAGAAGCAGACCGAGUCCUACCUCAGACCGCUUUUCAGAAAGCUCCGGAAAAGGAAUCUUCCUGCUGAUAUUAAAGAAUCAAUAACAGAUAUUAUUAAGUUCAUGUUACAGAGAGAGUACGUGAAGGCGAAUGAUGCUUACCUUCAGAUGGCCAUUGGAAAUGCCCCCUGGCCUAUCGGUGUCACUAUGGUUGGUAUCCAUGCCAGAACUGGCAGGGAGAAGAUUUUUUCCAAGCAUGUUGCACAUGUUUUAAAUGAUGAAACCCAACGGAAAUACAUUCAGGGACUGAAGAGGUUAAUGACAAUUUGCCAGAAGCACUUUCCUACAGACCCAUCAAAAUGUGUGGAGUAUAAUGCACUGUAAGAUCUGUGUACGGUGUAUGUGGAACAGGAAGCCUCCGCCCGCAGCACGUGGACUUCUGGCCUUACCACAGCUACGAGGGAAGAGUUCCACAGUGAGGUUCCACUUGGUGCAGUUCUUGUUGACUUCAAGAGCUAGGUUGGCUUUCAUAUGGUACCAGAUUGUAAACUAAUUUUUGUGUCUUGAUUUCAUCUUAAUCAGUUGAAAAAUUUUUUAAAUUUUUUAAUCAAAAAUCUUUAAGUUCUAAAGAUGUUAUCCAUAGUUUAAAUGUAUAGACAACAACCACCUCAGGAAAGGGGGUGGGAGAUGACCAUUCGCCAGAUCCAAAUGUGUCAUUGGAUACUUAGAAACAUUUGAGGGUGGCUUUGAACUUUCUGUAAAUUAUUGUGAUUUGCACAUUUUUCUAUGUGGUAUUUAUAUAAAAUAUUUUUUAUAUUUCAACAAAAGUGUAGAACCAUUUAUAAUUUUUGCAUGUUCUUGGACUUCUUUGCCAUCCUGCAAUAGAGUGUAAUGUUAUUGUUAAGUGUUAUUUUUCUUGUGUUUCAGACUUGCUUUUCUUUCUAAGCAGGACAUGUUUGUCACCUUUCUAUAUAGACAGAAUUAAUAGGAGAUAGAAGGUUGAAAGGAAUGAUGGCUAACAUACCAGUGUAAGUUCAGAACACUAGCGCAUGGAGGACAGGGUGAGGAAGUGGGCCAUGGAGCCAGCUGAGAAGGCAGCCUCGUGACUGGAUGCCGGAGAGUUCCAGGCUUUACUGUGCCUCCCUCAGUCCUCACUUGCCUCGAAGGAUGAGGAGUUGCUCUAGGUCUUACAGAGUGGAGCUUUGAUCACCAUGGCCACUCAAUGCCACAGUGCCGAGAGGUCGGGACUAGUUCAGUGAUGUGUACAGAUGGGCUUUUACCUAGCAAGCUGGAUGUGGUGUCAGAGAAGGAAGAAUGGGUGGGCCAAACCAGGACUAACGGCUUCUCAGCACCAUGCUCUAACUACAGCUUUGGGCAAGUGGGUCCAUCUUGCUGAGCUUUGACUUCCUUAUCUGACAGAGAUGAUAAAAAUCUAUACCUCACAUCAGUAUUGUUUAAGUAAGAUGCUGAGCCCACUGCCUAGCUAAUGACAUGAGAUCAUUAUUAUUGCUUAUUACAAUGUAGACCAAGGGCUAUUAUGGGGCCCUGUGGCUACAAUGGGAUAGUUCGUACUCAUGUAACAACAGCAAUUGUAUUAGCAGCAAUAGUAGUAAACAAUGGAAUCAUUGUUAGGUUUUUCCUGUCUUUACUUCCAGCCAAGUCCAAGUUUAGGAGUGCAGAGGAUGGGGCCUGGAGGCUGCUGUAAGUGGUUCAGAUUCACAGUUGCUUAUGCUGGUCCCUCUUGAGAAAGAGUGAAAGUCACCUUUGACCACUUGGAGUCCAGGGUAUGCAUAGAUAGGAUAGUCUCUGCCAGUAACUUGCAGGGUGGUGGCUGUCUUGGGUUGAGUCAGUGUCCCUUGCACUACAGUAGAAGCCUUUUCUUAGGAUUAAAUCAGGUAGAACUUAGGGGGAUUUGACAAAGAAGAAACUUUUAUGAGAUGUGCAGCAAAUCCCUAUUGUGACAUGGGGUUUUAUGAUGAAGGUCUUCUUUAUAAAUCCUAUUGGAAAUGCCCAAGUCACUCAUUCUUCAUCCACUGUUGGGUCUCACAGCAAUGGUAAGUCAUUUUAUGUUGUCUUCCUUUCUGUUGUUAAUAUUCCAUGUAAAGAAGAAACUAUAUCAUACGGCAUCUGUACUUCUAAAAUUGAUCUAUGUGGGCGGGGGUUUUGUUUUUUUGUUUUGUUUUGUUUUUUGAGCUUGUUUUGUUUGCAGGGGAAGUAUGUAUUCUACAGGACUGUGACUUUAGCCAUUCUGAAUUUGAGUGGAGAGAAGCAUGUUCAAGUAUUUGGUUCUCAGUAAAGUUUUUCAUAACUGAAAUUAAAAAGGCUAUGUACAAGUUAAAGAAACCCUAGACACUCUUGGGACAUGUAGGAAAAUGACCUUUCCUUCAAGUCAUGGAAAUUUUACUUUUGCAUAUACUAUAUAUUUUUGUUUCGAAAUUGUUUUUAAAACAAUAAAGACAUACCUUUCCUUUUAAACAGUCAUAACUGUAAGUGACUGUAUCCCUUUCUCUUCUCCCCAUCCUUCCAUCCACAAGAACUGGGAUUCUCUGUAUUCAUGUUUAGUAAACCACCCUUUCCUUAGAAAUAAA
Molecule: messenger RNA, 3335 nt
Organism: Grammomys surdaster
Lineage: Eukaryota; Metazoa; Chordata; Mammalia; Rodentia; Muridae
Gene: Prpf18
Product: pre-mRNA processing factor 18
Exons: 10
Coding region: 103-1131 (342 amino acids)
Biological process (GO): RNA splicing; generation of catalytic spliceosome for second transesterification step
Cellular component (GO): U4/U6 x U5 tri-snRNP complex; U5 snRNP; U2-type post-spliceosomal complex
Source: RefSeq, a predicted model, not a curated record